Bactrocera oleae (olive fruit fly) is the source of this 1872-nucleotide messenger RNA. It is a transcript of the gene C15, whose product is annotated as homeobox protein C15. Gene Ontology annotation, cellular component: nucleus. Gene Ontology annotation, biological process: regulation of transcription by RNA polymerase II; animal organ development. Gene Ontology annotation, molecular function: DNA-binding transcription factor activity, RNA polymerase II-specific; RNA polymerase II cis-regulatory region sequence-specific DNA binding. NCBI's taxonomy places the organism in Eukaryota, Metazoa, Arthropoda, Insecta, Diptera, Tephritidae. The record is from RefSeq and is a predicted model, not a curated record.
GGUGCGGUUGCAAUAAUCGAGACUCGCGUGCGCCCGCACAAAAUCAUAACUAUUUUCCCAACCGUUCAAGUUAAUUUGCGCGCUGUUCACUGCUCGCCUACUCAACUCGUAAUAACGGUUUCAGAACAUACACGCUUACAUUGUAUGUAUGUGUGCGUAGUCCGCGACAUAUUUGUGCAAUUGGCGUUGACAGCGCUUUUUGUCAGCGCAAGCGAUUGACACAAAACACAUUCGCGGCUCAUACACGCUCGGCUAGCUGUACGGCAAUUUGACAAAACAGCUUACGUUCAAAAGCGUUUAAGCGCUUGCUGUGACGCGUACCGUUAAGAGCUGUGAACUAGUUGUCAAGUUUCGGCUAAAUUAAGUGGCAAUUUUGUGGAAAGACAAACAAAGCAAAAAACAAAUGUGUGUGCAAUUAAAUAAAAAAUAAUAAAAUUACUUACUUUAAAAGUAUACGAAAUACUCAUAACAGUUCAAAAAUUAUUUGAAAAGAAGUUAAAAUAAAUCCUGCGACUAUAUAUAAAAAGUGUAGUGUUUUGUGAUUCCUUGGGUCUUUACUAAAUUGGCGCCACAACACCUCAUCAUGUCAUCAACACACGAGCACGAAGAUGAGGAACGCGAUGAUGUGGAGGAUGAACAAGAGAUUCAUGUUGAUGUUGACUCGGAUUCACGUAUUUCCUGCGGCAGCGGCUCCGAAGUGGAUAUGGAAGGCGGCAGUUGCUAUGAUGAAAUGGAAACGCCGCUAAGUGAAUCCGUGCAGUCGGAGCAAACGCGCUCAUCGUCUAGUGAGAAUUUACCCUUUAGCAUAUCACGCCUGCUGUCGAAACCCUUCGAAAACAACAAUAAACAAAGUCCUGAAAAAGACAUACAGAGUGAACAUGAUUUAGCUGCGUACAAGUUGGCCACAAGCAUAGCCACAUCGACGUAUGGCGGCGCCACCGCACUCUAUACAUAUCCGCAUUUAUAUCCCACCGCAGCUGCGGCGGCUGCUGCCGGACAUGUACUGCGUGUACCGCCGCAACGUACACCGUUAACCUGGGCGCUGCCGCCUUUGCAUCACGCCGCUUUGGCGCAUCAAGCGGUCAAGGACAGAUUGGCAGCUGCUUUUCCCAUCACCCGUCGCAUCGGACAUCCGUAUCAAAAUCGCACACCACCAAAGCGGAAAAAGCCUCGCACAUCCUUUACACGCAUACAAGUCGCCGAAUUAGAGAAACGUUUCCACAAGCAAAAAUAUUUGGCGUCCGCCGAGCGAGCGGCACUGGCGCGCGGUCUUAAGAUGACCGAUGCACAAGUGAAGACUUGGUUCCAGAAUCGACGCACGAAAUGGAGACGUCAAACGGCUGAGGAACGCGAAGCUGAACGUCAAGCGGCAAAUCGUCUGAUGUUAUCCCUGCAGGCAGAAGCAAUUAGCAAAGGAUUUGCGCCACCACCAGCUUCGCAACUGUCCACACAAACGGUUAACGGUGCACCAUUGGCGGCACUGCAUGGACUCCAGCCCUGGGCUGAGACACACGCGGCUGGUUGCUAAUCCUCCCCACACUAAGGACAAGCCGGAACCGUAUUGGUGCACCAAAUAUCUAAGUGCAGUAAAGUUCAUUUGUGAUAUGCUUUGUAUAUAUAGGAAAAUCUACUACACUAAUACAUAUAUACAUACUAAAUAUUAUAUAAUAAAUACAAGCAAAACGGAAUUAAUCUCAACAAAAAUUAAGAAUUAGCUAUAAUAUGUAAUUUAUAAAAACUUAAUUACUCUGAAAACUAUAAAAACUAAGCCGUACUUAAAUUGUCACAGAGGAAUUCUGUAAUGAAACACAAAAUUAUUUAUUACAUUUUUGCAUAGUAGAUUUAGCUGAAACCAUUUUAUUUAUUGUCAAG